AUGUCAGCCCCAGCCCAGUUGGGAAAUCAAUUCAUGGACCUCCCAGUUGAGAUCCAUGAGAUUAUUCUGGAUCAUGUCUUUGGCAAAAGAGCCUCUGCUGGUAAUCAUUCAUCAUAUGGUAAAACUUCUGCCCAGAACUGGAGUAAGGCCCUGCAUCAUCCACGGCGGAAGGCCCUUUCCAACCUGGCCUUGACUUGCCGGGUAUGGACUGGACUUGUUCAAAGCCGAAUCUACCGCCAUAUCAGAAUCAAGGGCAGCAGAGAAGAAUUGGCCAGCUGUGUGCGGUGGUUCAAGAGAAACCAGCAUUUGAUUACUUACGUCUGCCACAUUGAGAUUUGGAUGCCUAUCUGGGGAGAUCGGGCUCUUCAGCCUGACAUUUCUCGCUUGAAUGCGGAGCAACAUACUGCUCAGGCAGCCGCUGGGCGCGUUGUAUCGAUGCAAUUGAACCAUGAUCAUCAGGGAAAUGACAUGUUUUAUUAUCACCGCGUGACGAACAAUGCUUCCUUGGAGGAAAUUUUUGAGCUGAUUCGACGAUUUUUCCCUACUGCCCGAGUUCUCACCCUGGAGGGUGGCCACUGCAAAAACCCGCCUAUGAUCCGACACUUCCGCCACAGUCGUGGCAUGUACAGUCUGCAAGCUCUCAUUCCACGGCGUCUACCUGUUCUUGAACACAUACAGACAUUUAUAAUGCGUGGCGCCUGGAACCUGAUGCGACAACUAGACGACUGGCACAAUAUUUCGCGGGCAUUGCCAGCUUUGAGUGAAUGGCAGUGUGCUUGGGCUCAACCCCAUCUGAAUGCGUACUUCAUCAUGAUCAACAUCUUCACUCGCCCUCCAGCUACAAUCCGACACAUCAAUCUCAGCCUGGAGGGAUUUGACACCAAAAAUACUUUGCUGACUGGGCUUUCUGGACCUCGAAGCUCACUUCCUCCCAUCUGCAGCCUGCUUGGCGAGAGAGCCGCGCACUUGGAAUCUUUUGCCUACACCGGUCGUGUAUGCUGGUACUUCUUUGAGACACUAAAGCAAGGGGCUACAGCAUUCAAUUCUUGUUCUCCGCUCAGGUACUUGGACCUUGUAGUCAAGGCGUGCUGUCAGAAGGCGGACAAAUCGCAUCACUGGUCGCAGAUGAGCCUGGGGAUAAGCAAAAUUACGAGCCUUGCGUUUAUUCGUGCGUUCGAGGCAAUGGUGGUCAAGGCAAUCGAGUGUCUAUCUGUACUCCCUGCCCUGGAGUAUUUGCGGAUCCGUUUCAUCGAUCUUGACUCAAGAUGUCCACCUCUGAACCCUUAUUUCCAGCUUGAUAAUAAUAAGUGCACAGGCCUGUGGAGUGAAGACAUUCUGGAAUCUUUGCGCAGAAACCGACCAUCGGCCUCAUUUAUCGCGCUUACAGAUGGACUAGCCGCGGAGUACAGUGACCAUCAAAUUGUGGGCGCCUUGAUGCCCCGGGCUCGCCCCCUGGGCAUCCAAGUGAACACGUACAGUCUUCUUGCGGACAGCUCCAACUCUCACUAG
Molecule: messenger RNA, 1509 nt
Organism: Penicillium digitatum Pd1
Lineage: Eukaryota; Fungi; Ascomycota; Eurotiomycetes; Eurotiales; Aspergillaceae
Source: RefSeq, a predicted model, not a curated record